CAUACAUGCAGGUCCAGAAACGACAUGCAGUCCUCAAUUCCCACGCCGUCACGCUACAGUGAAGACAUCCAUUUCGUCGGCCAUAAAUGCCUCACUGCCCCCAAACACAGCGUUGCCAUGGUCUCUCACUCCCACAUAGUCCUCAGGCACGACACGGCUGGGGAUCCAGUGACAACAGCUGCGCAUAUCACUAGCAGCGCCACCCUCAUAGCCCAACCACAGCCACCCACCGAGCCUCACCUUCGCCCCAUCCGCUGUCCUCUCCCGCCCGGCCACCUGCACUGGCAGCCAGCCCUCCCCCAUUUUGGUAGGUCCCUUGGUGAAGUGGCCGGCCUGAGAGAAAUACCAAACAUCACACCAGUAGUCGUUGUAGCCUGUUGGGUCGUCGGGCGGCCAGAUGCCGUCACUGAUGAAGGCGCUGAAGACGUACUUGUCCUUGCGGAUGACAAACACUAGGUUCUUCGUGUCACCCGCACACCGCAGGAAGUCGCCAUACAAUGGCCCGUCACGAGAAGCCCUGAAAAUAGGAGAAAGACGAGAGAGAGAGAGAGUCAAACGACGGACGAUAUAGGACACCUGUAGAUGAGCUUCAGUGUGUUUCCAGUUGUCGCUCCGAUGAACCGAUAGAGUGCCGCCGACUGGAGUGGAUCAAAAGUUGCACCCUCGAUCACCUGCAAUCAAAUCAACAGAACACCGAUACCGCUCUCCCUCGCUGAUGUCUGUGUUUAUGACCUUGAGUGAGAGCAGUGAUCGGCCGUCGACAUGAAUGACUUCCACUUCAUCAGCCAUGAAGUACUUACUGCCCCCAAACACAGCACGGUAAUGCUUAACCCUCACCCCACACGUGGUGAAUGUUUCAUUAUUCAUGCGCAU
Molecule: messenger RNA, 873 nt
Organism: Vitrella brassicaformis
Lineage: Eukaryota; Vitrellaceae
Source: the annotation of a GenBank genome assembly